Messenger RNA from Rotaria sp. Silwood1, 627 nucleotides. The record is from the annotation of a GenBank genome assembly. NCBI's taxonomy places the organism in Eukaryota, Metazoa, Rotifera, Eurotatoria, Philodinida, Philodinidae.
AUGCCCGGCUUAUGGUCAGAAACAAAUAUUCGUACACUUACAAGUAUCCAUAGACAAAUUCCACAAGAUGUAAAUAAAAUAUAUGCUUUGAUUAAGAAUGGACCUAUUGAGCGUGGUCUUAGAUCUUUACAAAUCGAUAUCGCUUUAUUUCCUCCUCAAGUUUUUCCAGAACUGGCAAAUAUACCACUAUUUUUACAGGAAGCACAUGAUAAAGCGAAAAGAAAUGGAUCGAUUUCGACAUUAGAAGAAUUUCAAAGAAUUUUAAAUAAUUAUUCAUCUUAUGCUGAAUUGAACUGUCAGGCAACUCUACUUGAUAUAUAUACAUGGCCACUCCAGAUCGAUCCAUCUGCUCUAAACGAUAUUAGUCAAGAAACAUUAAAACUUAUUUUAAAAUUAUCUCAAGAGAAUGCAUUAUUUUAUCGCGAUUUCAAGUUACCCAUUAUUUCUUUUCUUCAACUCUAUGAAAAUUCAGAUGAUCAUAAUGAAAUUCUUUGUUCACUCAUUGUAUCAAUUGCACUUAGCAGUACUUUUAUUGUUACAGCAUCACCGGAACGACAAACAUCUGUCCGUGUUUACGAGUACGAGAACUUUGCCGAUAUCGAUCUGGGUGCUAUCCGUCGAUCAUAA